Messenger RNA from Camelus dromedarius (Arabian camel), 1448 nucleotides. It is a transcript of the gene UBXN6, whose product is annotated as UBX domain protein 6. The record is from RefSeq and is a predicted model, not a curated record. Bases 98 to 1423 code for a protein of 441 amino acids. Gene Ontology annotation, molecular function: protein binding. The transcript has 10 exons. NCBI's taxonomy places the organism in Eukaryota, Metazoa, Chordata, Mammalia, Artiodactyla, Camelidae. Gene Ontology annotation, cellular component: cytoplasm.
UAUUUUCUUUCCGGUUGUUAGCUCCUGCCGGCCCCUCCCUGACUGGGCCCUGCGCCCCCCGCCCCCGCGGCCCCCCGCCGCUGGGCCCGCCACCACCAUGAAGAAAUUCUUCCAGGAGAUCAAGGCCGACAUCAAAUUCAAGAGCGCGGGGCCCGGUCAGAAGCUCACAGAGUCGGUGGGGGAAAAGGCCCCCAAAGAAAAGCCCAACCAGCCGGCGAUCCGGCAGCCCCGCCAGGGACCCACUGAUGAGGCGCAGAUGGCGGCCGCGGCAGCCCUGGCCCGGCUUGAGCAGAAGCAGCCCAGGGCGCGGGGCCCCACGUCACAGGACUCCAUCCGGAACCAGGUGAGAAAGGAACUUCGAGCUGAAGCGACUAUCAGUGGGAACCUGGACGCCCUGGGGACCAACACGGUGCCUGAGCCCAAAGAAGAAGGCUCGACCCACCUGGCGGUGCCCGGAGUGUACUUCACCUGCCCGCUCACGGGGGCCAUCCUGAGGAAGGACCAGCGGGACACCCGCAUCAGAGAGGCCAUUCUCUCGCACUUUUCCACCGACCCGGUGGCUGCCUCCAUCAUGAAGAUCCACACCUUCAACAAGGACCGGGACCGGGUGAAGCUGGGCGUGGACACCAUCGCCAAGUACCUGGACAACAUCCACCUGCAUCCCGAGGAGGAGAAGUACCGGAAGAUCAAGCUGCAGAACAAGGUGUUCCAGGAGCGCAUUAACUGCCUGGAAGGGACCCACGAGUUUUUUGAGGCUAUCGGCUUCCAGAAGGUGUUGCUUCCAGUCCCUGACCAGGAGGGCCCUGAAGAGUUCUACGUGCUGAGCGAGGACGUCCUGGCCCAGCCCGAGAGCCUGGAGCAGCACAAGGAGCAGCUGCUGCGCGCCGAGCCCGUGCGGGCCACGCUGGCCCGCCAGCGCCGGGUCUUCCGGCCCUCACCCCUGGCCUCCCAGUUUGACCUGCCUGCAGACUUCUUCAACCUCACAGCCGAGGAGAUCAAGCGGGAGCAGAGGCUCCGGUCGGAGGCCGUGGAGCGGCUGAGCGUGCUGCGGACCAAGGCCAUGCGCGAGCGGGAGGAGCAGAGGGAGCUGCGCAAGUACACGUACACGCUGCUGCGCGUGCGCUUCCCCGACGGCUGCCUCCUCCAGGGGACCUUCUAUGCCCGGGAGCGGGUGGCGGCACUGUACGGGUUUGUCCGGGAGGCCUUGCAGAGUGACUGGCUGCCUUUUGAGCUGCUGGCCUCAGGUGGGCAGAAGCUGUCCGAGGAUGAGAACCUGGCCUUCAAUGAGUGCGGGCUGGUGCCCUCAGCCCUCCUGUCCUUCUCGUGGGACACGGCGGUGCUGGAAGACAUCAGGGCCGCGGGGGCCGAGCCGGACUCAUCUAUCCUGAAACCUGAGCUCCUGUCGGCCAUUGAGAGGCUCUAGUGAAAUAAAAGCAGGGUUGGCUUCA